This is a messenger RNA of Carassius carassius (crucian carp), 1747 nucleotides long. RefSeq names its product sonic hedgehog protein-like. Gene Ontology annotation, molecular function: calcium ion binding; patched binding. NCBI's taxonomy places the organism in Eukaryota, Metazoa, Chordata, Actinopteri, Cypriniformes, Cyprinidae. Gene Ontology annotation, biological process: smoothened signaling pathway; regulation of gene expression; cell fate specification. The transcript has 3 exons. The coding region runs from base 319 to 1686 and encodes 455 amino acids. The record is from RefSeq and is a predicted model, not a curated record.
UCGGCCCGCAUAAGCCAUUUAAGAGCUAGAUAUUAUAUCCUAAUUAUAUGCAGAACUUUUCGGGCUUAAACCCUCACCAUAGCUGGAUGUCGGAUGCAUUGAUGUUAAACUCUAAAUAAUCAGUUUCAUCUGGAAACAGUUAGGCUACACUUUGGUCAAUGAUUCACGAGGCUAAUCUCCACGAGUGCCCAUUUUAAUUCAACAACGUGAUAUGGAAAAAGUCAGUUGUGUUAACGAAAUGCCACGAGGUGCUGGGAGAGACGCUCGCGCUGCAGGGUUCGCGGCUCGCUGAUCCCCUCACACACUUCACGCGCGUCAAUGACGCUGGCUCCUUGGUUAAAUCUGGCGAGGCUCGGCCUGCUGACUGCCUGGCUUUACUCGUGGCUGCUGGUGGAGGGAUGCGGACCGGGUCCAGGUUACGGCACUCGCCAUAGGCAACGCAAGUUGACUCCAAUGUCUUACAAGCAGUACGUGCCCAGUGUCUCUGAGAACAACCUGGGAGCGAGCGGAAGAGCGGAGGGCAGGGUAACGCGCAGUUCGGAACGCUUCAAUGAGCUCGUGUGUAACUAUAACACUGACAUUGACUUCAAAGACGAGGAACACACCAAAGCUGACCGGUUCAUGACCAAGCGCUGUAAGGACUGCCUCAAUAAACUGGCAAUAGCAGUAAUGAACCAGUGGCCUGGGGUCCGACUGCGAGUGACGGAAGCAUGGGAUGAGGAUGGCCAUCACCCUCCUGGUUCUUUGCAUUAUGAGGGCCGUGCGGUUGACAUCACCACCUCAGACAGAGACACAAAAAAAUAUGGACUACUUGCACAGUUGGCAGUUGAGGCUGGAUUUGACUGGGUGUACUAUGAAUCCAAGUACCAUGUGCACUGCUCUGUCAAAGCUGAUCACUCUGUAGCUGUAGAAAAAGGUGGCUGCUUCUCAGGAUCGGGACUUGUGACAAUGGCUGAUGGCGUGCAAAAACCUAUGUCAUGUUUGCGGCCUGGCGAGCAGGUGCUUUCCUUGUCUGAGUCAGGUGAAGUUGUUCUCAGUUGGGUACUUCUCUUUUUACAUCUGGAUAGAGAGAGCAGAACCAUGUUCUUUAUUUUUACCACUGAAAAUGGAAAACGAAUGGCGCUUACUCCCAAUCACCUAAUUUUUGCGGCUCCCAAUCUCAAACUGCACCACCAUGAGUAUGAAGCUAUGUUUGCCAAAAACGUUAGGACUGGGCACUAUAUACUUUCUACUGGAGACAACAGAGGACUUAAGCCAUCUAAAGUGGUCUCAAUUUCACUGGAGGAGAUGAUGGGGGUUUAUGCUCCUUUGACAGAACAUGGGAACUUAUUUGUGGAUGGUGUGCUGGUAUCCAACUACGCUUCUGUUGAGGAUCACAGACUCGCACACUGGGCAUUUUGGCCUUUACGUGUUGUUUUUCACUUUUUCCAGACAGUAAUGGAAGAGAAAUCACAAAGAGUGGUGGUUAACAGUAGUGCCAUGUUCCUUAAUAUCUGUUCCACAGAUCAGACCUUCCUCACAAAUGUGAUGCACAAUAGUUCUUCCAGCAUUUGCAAGAAAUUCCCAGAUGUCACUGUGGAAACGGAAAAUGAACACAGCAUUUUGCAACAAAAGGAGGUUUACUGGUAUGCAAGACUUUUGCACACAUUAGGACAGAUAUUUCUUGACCCUCAGAAGUUUUACUGAUGGUCAAGACAGGGAAUAUGCAAACAUAAUGUCAACUGCAAAAACGACUGUUUUACUAGUU